ACUGUGUGGACGGCGUGCACGCGUUUAUUUCUCGUGUGGUCAAAACUAUAAACAGUGCAUUUAAAUGGUUUAUCUUUUGUUGUUGUUUUUCUGUUAAGCCGAGCUGGCGUCUCGUAUAGGCCCGGUUUUGAGCCACUCUUUGUUUUAAUACUCGUUGAUUCGCGCGGUCCGAGGAGUCGAUCAGAGCUAAUAUGUCGACGUUUUUGUUGUUUGAGCAAUAUAUAGGCGAUUUAAAUAAAGUAUGUAUUAAAAACACGCUCGUGCGUGAAAACACUGAAGUCGGUGUGCUAAUGCACGUUAACGUUAGCGCUAGCGAUGUUUGACGAAGAGAAAGCGAGCCAGCAUAUCUGUAUGUAGUCACACAAUAGAAAUACUGCAGUUUUGAGUUGUUUUCUGUAGUUCGUGGUGUUUAAAACAGUAAAAGAGUUUCGUUUUGCGACAACAAAAGCGAACGUGAGACACAAAGACGCGUGGCUUGAAACUGAAGAGCCGCAGAUAACGUUACAUUUGACAGAAACUAGCUUUAAACACUAAAAUGUAGAUCUCAGCCGUUUCAACUGAAAGAAACUUGCACUGACUGAUCUUAAAACAUGUCAGUUGCCUUUGUUUUGUCUCAAGAUGCUCACCAGUAACGCCUUUUCUAAGGCAUGUUUAUAAAAGUUAUUUAAAUAUCCUAAUUUUACUAUGCCUUAAUACUAGUUUAGGCUAGGCCCUGUAUAUGAAACAGGGCUCGUGUGUUUUCCUGUAUUUUUAAUCAUACAUUUUUCUAGGUGUUUACUAUAUUUUAUUUAAUGUAGAAUCAAACAUUACAGCAGCAUAUAUACCUAAGCUGUCUUGUCCUUAAUAAGAAAUGAAAACAUCAAACCAUAUUUGAUACUUCAGUUCCGUGCUGAUCUCAUAACUCAUAACCCACAGCAGUCAGACGGCAAACAUGGAGCAGUACACCACCACGACAACUAGUGGAGAGCAGAUAGUGGUGCAGGCCAGCGGUGGACAGAUUCAACAACAGGGCACAGUGACUGCGGUGCAGUUGCAGGCUGAGCCUCAGGUAGGCCAGACUGCAGCCCAGCAGGUCCUUCAGGUAGUUCAAGGGCAGCCUCUUAUGGUACAAGUCAGUGGGGGUCAGCUCAUCACUUCCUCAGGGCAGCCUAUAAUGGUGCAGGCCAUGACAGGAGGACAAGGUCAAACCAUCAUGCAAGUACCAGUAUCUGGUACACAGGGGCUGCAGCAGAUUCAAUUGGUACAGCCCAGUCAAAUCCAGCUGCCGGGUGGACAGACAUUACAGCUACAGGGUCAGCAGGGACAGACCCAACAGAUCAUCAUUCAACAGCCACAGACCGCAGUCACCGCAGGACAGAACCAGGGUCAGCAGCAGAUCACUGUCCAGGGUCAGCAGGUGGCUCAAACCGCUGAAGGACAGACCAUUGUUUACCAGCCUGUUAACGCGGACGGGACCAUCCUACAGCAGGGGAUGAUCACUAUUCCAGCUGCAUCUCUAGCAGGAGCCCAGUUAGUCUCCGCUGGAUCCAACACAAACACCACCAACACCGGUCAGGGCACAGUGACCGUCACUCUUCCCAUGGCAGGAAACAUGGUCAAUGCUGGAGGAAUGGUCAUGAUGGUCCCAGGAGGUGGAGGGUCAGUUCCCACCAUGCAGCGCAUUCCUCUUCCUGGAGCAGAGAUGCUGGAGGAGGAACCUCUCUACGUCAACGCUAAACAGUAUCACAGGAUCCUCAAGAGGAGACAAGCCCGUGCCAAACUAGAAGCUGAAGGCAAAAUACCAAAAGAGAGAAGAAAAUACCUGCACGAGUCCCGUCAUCGUCACGCCAUGGCCAGGAAGCGUGGAGACGGUGGACGUUUUUUCUCUCCAAAGGAAAAGGAAGAAAUGGCCAUGCAGGCUCUUAAGGUGAGCGAGGGGCUUGAGCUCAGCUCUCAUUGGCAAGCCACCUCUGCCCCGCCUCUGGGGUAAACUAUCCAAUCCCAGCCUGUGUCCGACCCGAGAGACUGUAUGCACCUAAUUUACAUUAGACCAUCCAUCCCCUGCGGCUCUGUGUCUGAGCUACCUCAUGCGUCUGUGGCACACUCACGUUCAAACUGUCUCUGUCUGUGAGUUAACUGACAUUUCCAACCAAUUAAACUGAACAUGCAUACUAAGAUCUUAGUAUAUAUGUUCCAACAUAUAAUACACAAUGUACAGAUUAAACCCCAUGUUUGUAACUCCUAUGCUGCCUUAUAGCAUUUUUACCACUUUUAAUAAUUCAAUUAUUUAGGUGCAAAUCUUUAUGUGCAGCUUAAAGAUAGUAUGGUUGAACUCUGCUGAUUGGAAGUGGCUUCUUUCGAAAAGUUGUAAACAUGGGUAAUUGGCACGUUUUAUCCUGUCAGUGUUAAAGGUUUCUUAUCUUCUAUGUCUGACUGCUACUUUAAAAGGAAAUCUUCAACCUUGACGUCUUUGUUCUGUCUGCAUUUCUGCCAUUUGUCCUACCAUGGUGUAUUUCUAUCCAGACUGCUUGUGAUACUCACUGGAUGCUGCGACAUAUUAAGCAGCGUUUAUUUGUCCUUUUUACCAUCUUAUGGUAUGAAUAGCCAUUCAAAAUGUUUUCAUUUGUGAUGUACGGCUUGGCUUUCACCCUUCAACGCUCUUUUGUCUUUUCCCAGAGCUGUCGCUUUGGUAUUGCUUUAGCCGUUUUAUGUUUCUUACAGUGGGCUGUAUGUGGUCUCUUGUUUGCAUUUAUGUUUGUUACAUGAUGAUAUAUAUGCCCUUUUUAUGCAAAUAAACCUUUGUUCAUGAUUUAUUAUUGGUUAA
This is a messenger RNA of Puntigrus tetrazona (Sumatra barb), 2803 nucleotides long. RefSeq names its product nuclear transcription factor Y, alpha (gene nfya). The record is from RefSeq and is a predicted model, not a curated record. NCBI's taxonomy places the organism in Eukaryota, Metazoa, Chordata, Actinopteri, Cypriniformes, Cyprinidae. The coding region runs from base 932 to 1969 and encodes 345 amino acids. Gene Ontology annotation, biological process: regulation of transcription by RNA polymerase II. Gene Ontology annotation, cellular component: CCAAT-binding factor complex. Gene Ontology annotation, molecular function: RNA polymerase II cis-regulatory region sequence-specific DNA binding; DNA-binding transcription factor activity, RNA polymerase II-specific. The transcript is spliced from 9 exons.